Molecule: messenger RNA, 279 nt
Organism: Echinops telfairi (small Madagascar hedgehog)
Lineage: Eukaryota; Metazoa; Chordata; Mammalia; Afrosoricida; Tenrecidae
Product: complex III assembly factor LYRM7-like
Exons: 2
Source: RefSeq, a predicted model, not a curated record
AUGGGUCAGGUGGCCCAGGUUUGAUAGCUCUUCCAAACAUUGCACAGGACCAAACAACAAGUUUUUAAAAAUUAUGUCAGAGUACUAGAAGCCAUAAAAAAUAUAAUUGAAGAAUACAAAAAUAAUAAAAGUGAGACAUCUCCUAAGAAAAUAGAAGAGAAUUGGUUCCUAGGAAAGACCUUCUUACAGAAAAUGAUUGCUGAGUCAGGACAAUUUGAUGUCCGGGAGUUUGGUUUCUUGAGCUCCUUGGAUCAGGAGGUAGUUUUGCAAGCAAGAUGA